Messenger RNA from Cladophialophora psammophila CBS 110553, 1065 nucleotides. RefSeq lists its product as uncharacterized. Bases 1 to 1065 code for a protein of 354 amino acids. The transcript has a single exon. NCBI's taxonomy places the organism in Eukaryota, Fungi, Ascomycota, Eurotiomycetes, Chaetothyriales, Herpotrichiellaceae. Gene Ontology annotation, molecular function: oxidoreductase activity; zinc ion binding. The record is from RefSeq and is a predicted model, not a curated record.
AUGCCUGGAAAGACCAUGAGAGCAUUCCGCCUGGUGGAAUACGGCAAGCCGGGCCAAUACUGUGAGGUUCCCAUUCCCUCACCCAAGGAAGGCGAGGUCCUCAUCCGAAUGAAGGCAGCUGGUCUCUGCCGGUCGGACCUCGACAUGAUAGACUCAUUGCCUGGCUCGGAUCCGUACGCAUCUGCUGUCGACGCGCCUUACACCCUCGGCCACGAGAAUGCCGGAGUCAUUGAGGUGCUGGGCGAGGGAGUAACGGACCUCAAGGUCGGCGAGGGUGUCGCCGUCCGCCACAUGCCCCAUUGCUCGCACUGUGAAUAUUGUAUCCGGGGCGUUGAGCAACAUUGUGAGACGUACAAACGAGGAGCCAUUGAAAUCAAUCGCGGCACUGGAUGGGACGGCGGUCUCGCCGAAUUUAUGAUUUGCCCAAGAGAUCAACUGGUCAGCAUUGGGAACGAGGAUCCUAUCAAAUACGCUCCUUUGACUGACGCCGGCGUCACCGCCUACCAUGCUGUGGGGACCGUGAAGCACUGUCUCAGGCCGGGUUCUUCAGCGAUUGUGAUCGGCUGUGGUGGUUUGGGAUCGUAUGCCAUUCAGUUCCUGAACCUCUUGAUGGGCGUCAAAGUCUACGGUGUGGAUGUCAGCGACAAUCGGUUGAGAAUCGCACAGCAACUCGGAGUGAAGCGUGCUUUCAAGGCGGGGCCGAAUGUGGCCGCGGAGAUUUUGGAGGAGACCAGCGGGAAAGGAAUCGAUGGAAUCAUUGAUUUUGUCGGCAGUGACGCCAGUCUGGAGCUGGCCAUGAAGAUCACGAGGCCGCAAGGCCGGGUGGUUCUUGUGGGCAUGGAGAUGGGCACAGUGCAAGUCGGCUGGAAUAAGAUUGCAACAAGUUGCGAAUUUGCCAUCAGCUUGGGGUCAUCCCGCAGAGACCUCGAAGAGGUGUGCUACCUGGCCUCUGCUGGGAAGCUCAAAAUCGACGUCGAUCCAUUUCCGUUUGAUAAGGUGCCAGAGGCGUAUCAGGCGCUCCGUGACGGGAAACUCAAUGGGCGUGCAGUCAUUACAUUCAAUUAA